Molecule: messenger RNA, 405 nt
Organism: Paramecium pentaurelia
Lineage: Eukaryota; Ciliophora; Oligohymenophorea; Peniculida; Parameciidae
Source: the annotation of a GenBank genome assembly
GUAUGCCUAUUUUGAGAAGAAAAGAUCAAUAGAAAGCCAAAAAUUUGAACUUGAAAUUCAUUAUUGACUGCACAGAACCAAAGGAAGAUAAAGUAAUUCAUAGUGGCAUAAUUCCCUAUGAUAGGUUUUGAACUUGGAUGAAUUUGUGAGCUAUCUUCAAUCCAGAAUCAAGGUUUAAGGAAAGACCGGAAAUCUUGGUAACGAUGUCACAGUUACUGCCGAAUAAGAGAAAGUUGUUGUCACAUCCACAAUCCCAUUCUCCAAGAGAUACCUCAAAUAUUUAACAAAGAAAUAUUUGAAAUAAGAAACCUUAAGAGAGUAUUUGUAUGUGCAUUCACUUGACAAAUCCACAUACUAAUUGAAGUAUUUCAAUGUAGGCUAAGAUGAAGAAGAAUAAAAAUGAUC